GUAGUGUGGUGCGCGUUUUUUGUGUUGGGAAAAUAUGGCACACUAUCAGAACCAGUACGGGGAUGCCACAGGCAGGUCGACGGAUGAGUACGGGAAUCCGGUUAAUUAUUAUGAUCAGAGGAGCGGCACGGCAGGACACGGAGGCACCGAAGCCGCCGGGAGGGGUCAUCAUCAGGGGCUUCACCGGACGGGGAGCUCGAGCUCGAGCUCGUCGGAGGAGGAUGAGGUGGUGGACGAGAACGGGGUGAGGAGAAAGAAGGGAAUGAAAGAGAAGAUAAAGGAGAAGAUACCGGGAGUAGGAGGCCAUCACUCAUCUCAUGUCCAGCACACAUCCACCACCACUCCUGGCGGUGCUGUUUCCAGUGAGCAUCACCACGACAAGAAAGGUUUCGUGGACAAGAUCAAGGAAAAGCUUCCCGGUCACAACUGACUUCCUGCUCCGAUCCUAUCUGUGCUUUUUUUUUCCCCUCCUUUCUUUUUUUUUGUUGGGAUCAAAAUAAAGGCAACUGCUCUUCUGUAUGUUGUGGCUACUUCCAUGUGUCCACAUAUGUAAGAUUGCCCUUCAUCUUUGUGUGUAACAAUUUUAUUUCUCAAAAAAAAUCC
Neltuma alba is the source of this 603-nucleotide messenger RNA. RefSeq names its product dehydrin Xero 1-like. The record is from RefSeq and is a predicted model, not a curated record. NCBI's taxonomy places the organism in Eukaryota, Viridiplantae, Streptophyta, Magnoliopsida, Fabales, Fabaceae. The coding region runs from base 35 to 430 and encodes 131 amino acids. The transcript has a single exon. Gene Ontology annotation, biological process: response to abscisic acid; cold acclimation; response to water deprivation. Gene Ontology annotation, cellular component: cytosol.